ACUCCAAUUACAAAGACGUGAUAUAUUAUAUUUGCCUUGUUUUGCAUAUCAAGUGAAUUUAUAUGUAGCUGAUAUUUUUAAAAGUAAUCCAGAUUAUGUAAAAGUAGCAACAAAUGCUUGUUCACUUCUUUCUUUUUUUAAUGCAUCAACUUAUUGGCUUGGACAAUUUCGAUAUAAGCAAGUACUUGCUUAUAACAAAUACCCUGCAUUAAUUCAUCCUGGUGAAGCAAGAUAG
This is a messenger RNA of Dentiscutata heterogama, 235 nucleotides long. Lineage: Eukaryota; Fungi; Glomeromycota; Glomeromycetes; Diversisporales; Gigasporaceae. The record is from the annotation of a GenBank genome assembly.